Neodiprion virginianus is the source of this 1810-nucleotide messenger RNA. Its product is annotated as transcription factor SPT20 homolog. NCBI's taxonomy places the organism in Eukaryota, Metazoa, Arthropoda, Insecta, Hymenoptera, Diprionidae. The transcript has 3 exons. The coding region runs from base 16 to 1185 and encodes 389 amino acids. The record is from RefSeq and is a predicted model, not a curated record.
AUAAAACGACACACGAUGCCGUACAAAUCAGUCUUCUGCCCGAACACUACAAGGCAGCUCGUAUCAGUUUCCGACAAUCCGGCACAGCGCACCAUGAAGGUUUUCGUAGUUCUGAGCGUUUUGGUGGCUCUGGCCGUGGCCGAGCCCCCGGCUUAUCGUGGCCAGAAUCAGCAGCAGAGGAGGUACUACUUCGCCCGCCAAGAGGUGGAAACUCCGGCUCAAGCGGAGGCGGACGCGCCGUAUCCACCCUCGGGAUGGAAGCCGGCUGGUCCAUCCUUCGAGCUACCCCAGAGGCAGCUCGAGGACUCUUACGGGCCCCCGAAGUCGUUUGGAAGUCCUAUUUCCACCGAUCAGCAGCAGCAGUACGACACUCAGGGUUCGAGGGUGCAGGGAAAUCAGCAGCAACAGAGAUUCCCGGUAAACUCGCCGCGGUUCCAGAGUCGUCAAGAGCAACAACAGCAGCAACAGCAGCAGCAAUUCGCGGCCGCCCAGAACCAGGACCAGCAACGUCAAUACCUGGCCCCGGUGUCCCAACCUCGCAACACUCAGUACGGCCCUCCCGAACCCCAAGAACAAUUCCAGCCCCCGCGUCCCGACCAGGAAUACGGUGCCCCAUGGACGACGACCACGGAGGAACCGUCGACCACAACCGAAAUCGAAGACGCCACGACGACCUCAGCACCGCAGACAGACUCCGAGGUCGAGCCCGUCAACUCAGUCAACGAGCUGGACGAGGAGGGUGACUUGGACGAGCAGCAGGUCGAGGCGCAGCAGCAGGAUCGCCAGAAGGGUCAGUACUACGUGGCUCUGCCCGACGGUCGUCUGCAGCGCAUCCAGUACGUCAGCCGCCAGGACCUCGAGGCGAUGAAAUACUUCGCCAGGAUUCAGGCCGAGAACGUCGAGCCCCUGCGGGGACCGAUCUACUCCUACUCGCCGCUCCAGGAGCUGCAAAUCGCCCCCGCAAGCCUCCGCUACACCCCCGUUUCACCCGCGGCGGAUUCGGCGUCGGCACCGGCGAAGAUCGAGCUCCAGGAAGAGGCGGCACCGUCGCCUCCACUCGCCGCCACCCUUCUUCGGUACUCUUACGGCGCACCCUCGCCCGUUGUUCCACUCUCCCGAGACUCCAGAUAUUCCGCAAACUACAAAGCCCCGAACCCCGAGACUCGGUAUCUUCUCAGCUUCUAAUACGGUAAUUGAAUCCCAUCCUCCUCAAAUUUUUCGAUGCUCAAGGGGAUGAUUUUUUACAAUUUACGCGAGUUUCGAUGCGAAGAAAUUUUUAAUUUUCGGUGGUACAGCUUUAUGUCUUGGUUCGAUUUUUAGUACUUAAGAUUUCACUUUGCAAUGGUCUUGAACGCUAUAACGCACCCUGAAAGUAACUUGAAUUUUGUCAGUCUCGGUUUCUUCAGUUUCUGUUUCUCUUUGAGCAGCGACUUGAAUCUAUCGACGCAGAAUCCCCGUGAAUACGGUAAAAAUUACCGGUUUUCAUACCGCUCGCUGUCUUCCGACGCUCGGCCUCAAAACCUGCACUAUACACUUCACGAACUUAUCGGCGACUCGACAGUUUAAAAAUUGUUUAAAAAAAGCAAACGUUCACUCCGUUACCUCGCCGCGCUCUUCUCUCUUAUAUUAUAUCCUCUUAUCCGUGUAUCCGUAAUCUCGAAUAUAUGUCUUACUUAAAUGAAAAUCUUAUAAAAUAUCCCCAAUAUACAUAUAUACACACGUGUAUAUAUAUAAACAUAUGUCUAUAACUUCGUAUAACUUAUGAGAAAUAAAAAGCAAAAUGAAAGGGUACAAUAAAUGUAAAAAACAA